Messenger RNA from Saprolegnia parasitica CBS 223.65, 792 nucleotides. RefSeq lists its product as hypothetical. Lineage: Eukaryota; Oomycota; Saprolegniomycetes; Saprolegniales; Saprolegniaceae. The record is from RefSeq and is a predicted model, not a curated record. The coding region runs from base 1 to 792 and encodes 263 amino acids. The transcript has 3 exons.
AUGGCCGAGCCGCCAUGGGGCAAGAGCGGAUGGGUCCAACUUGAAGCAGCGACGGUCACUGGCGUCUCGGUUCUCCGACGCAAGCGCCGGUGGGUGACGCUCGGUGUCGUGCGAGGCCACCCGAUUCUGUAUGUCUCGAAAGCGCCGACGUCGGCGCCUGUCGGAGGCAUCCACCUCGAGGUCGUCACGCACUUGUCCGUCGCCCGGGACGUGUGUCAAAUCGUCCUGACUUCGCCAGGCGCAGAGCCAGUGACCGUGUAUUUGGACACACCGGCAGCCGCCGAAUGGCUCAACGCGCUGCUACAUGUGCAAUCCUUGAGCAGCAUGAGCGGUGCGCCGCAGCAUGUGGCCGAGGAGGCCCAUCGCCUGCUGCACCAGCUCCCAGCCGCCAUCGCCGCCCUCGAUCGAGACACAACGAUGUGGGACAAGUCGACAGUCCACACUGGGGCCACCAUCGACGUCUCGUUGCACCUGCCACCACACAAAUCAGUGGCGGCGCGGAUUCAAAUGGACACUGCUCUAUCGCCCGAUGCAGCCUACGCAGCCCUUAGCAACGCGCUGGACCUCUACGGGCCCUUGGGCUACGUCUUUGGUCAUUCCGCCUGCACGUUGCAUCAGAGCGGUCGCGCCAGUAUUGUCGAAGCCACGUACCGCAUUCGAGGUGCGAAGCCCCGGCGUGCGAUGCUUCUGCAGGCAACGUCUGCGCACAUUAUGGCCGUCGCGUCGCUCCACUGGUCUGCCGGUCGUCGUAUUUCGCUUGCCGCUGACUCCAACUUUGCUCCUGCACGGUAG